Prorocentrum cordatum is the source of this 666-nucleotide messenger RNA. Lineage: Eukaryota; Dinophyceae; Prorocentrales; Prorocentraceae. The record is from the annotation of a GenBank genome assembly.
AGGCGGCCCAGACGUUGAAGCAGCUGUUGCUGGGCGAGCCCGCGUCGGCCGAGCCCACGGGGCCAGAGGCCGCCGUGGUGCCAGAGGUCACGCUCUUCAGCAAGCCGGCCUGCCCGCUCUGCGACAAGGCCGAGGCGGUCCUGCGGGAGUGCGGCUUGGCGUACGAUCUGCGCGUCGUGAACAUCGAUGCCCCUGGGAACGAGGAGUGGCGUGCCAGGUACUGGUGCGACAUUCCCGUGUUCCACGUGAGCGGAGAGUACUGGGCCAAGCACCGCCUCGAGCCCGCCGACGUGCGCUCCGCGCUGGCCGAGGCGGCGGGCGGCGCCUUCCGGCCGCGCGCGGGCCGCCCGGACGCGUCGGACUUCCCCCCGCCGGAGGAUGGCGAGGAGGGCGAUUGCGGGGGCGACUGCGGCCCGGGGUGCUGCGACGACGGCGGGCCGUGAUCACUUCGGCUGCACGCCCCUCUUGCCCGGGGCCACCUCCUGCGCGCAGCCGGCCGCCGCCCGGCCUCGCCCGGGCGCGGCUCCGCGCGCGCCUGCGCCGCCCGCGCCCGCCGGCGGGCCGCCGCUCGGGCGGCCGCUGCUCGGACCGCCUCCGCUGCGCUAGCCGGGCGCGGCGUCGAGGGGGGCGCUGUCCAGCGGCGGGCAAAAGUCGGCGCGGAUCGAA